AUGACGCUUCGGAUCAUAAUUGUCGGAGCUGGGAUUGCUGGCCUUACUGCUGCAGUUUCGCUCCACCAAGCCGGGCAUCAUGUGAGAAUAUACGAAAGCUCUGCAUUUGCUGCUGAGGUUGGUGCGGCUCUGAACCUGGCCCCUAACGGCACAAGAGUUCUGCAGAAACUCGGGUUUGAUAUACAACGUGCACGCUGCGUGUCAAUUCAAAACUGGGACACAGUCGACGGAACAACCCUGCAGCAGAUCGCAUGUCAGGACCUUAGCAAGGCUUCCGAAAGAUUCGGAGCCUCAUAUGUUGCAGUGCAUCGAGUUGACCUGCAUGAGGAACUCAUGAGACUGGCAAAGUUAAAUGAACCGGGCGGUGUCGAACUUCAUCUUUCUUCGCGGGUUGUGCGUAUUGACGCCAAUGCUGGCCAAAUUGAGUUGAUUGACGGGCGACUUGAAGAGGCUGAUCUUAUCAUUGGGGCAGAUGGAAUACGUGCGGUAUCACGUAUGGUAAUUGAUGGAUUGGCGGGUAAUACUAGCGCAUCUACGGGUGCUGCAAUCUCGACGGGCUUGAGCGCAUUUCGAUUUUUGGUUCCAACAGAAUUUCUCCAGACUAAUGGCGCGGGCAAGGACCUCUUGCAGUGGAAGAAACCUGGUGCUACACUGCUAGGCGAUCCUAAUUCGGUCACUACAGAACAAGAGCGGCAUCUCAUGUGGUAUCCCUGUCGGGAUGGUAACGUUCAGAACUUUGUUGGCAUUCAUCCUACAGUACCUGGCGAACCACCUGAGAGCCCUGAAGGCUUCAAGGAACAGAUGUUGAAGGAAUUCGCUCAUUUCCAUCCACAGGUUGUGGAAAUCCUCAAACUUGGCAAUGAUGUUAAGUGCUGGCCUUUAUUCCACACUGAACCCUUACCGACUUGGACGCGGGGAAAGUUGGUGGUUAUAGGUGAUGCUGCUCACCCUAUGUUGCCAUUCGGUGGUCAGGGCUCAAACCAAGCCAUUGAGGACGGAGGCGCACUCGGAAUGCUACUAGAAAAUGUCCACGACGUGUCUCAGAUCACAGCCCGUUUAGAUCUUUUCGAAAAAGUCCGCCGGCGGCGGGCGUCGCGUGUACAGAUUCUGUCUACCGUGCGAGCAAACCGCGAAAGCUUGGUCGAAAACGAGAUUCAAAAAUACAUGGAAAAGAAUGUCUCUUUGCCGAAUUCCUUCGCCACUCGAGUGGCACACGAUGCAGGGUUUGAUGUAUUUCGUCGAUGCCAGGAAGUUCUUUUGACUGGUUAA
Talaromyces rugulosus is the source of this 1269-nucleotide messenger RNA. RefSeq lists its product as uncharacterized. Lineage: Eukaryota; Fungi; Ascomycota; Eurotiomycetes; Eurotiales; Trichocomaceae. Bases 1 to 1269 code for a protein of 422 amino acids. Gene Ontology annotation, molecular function: FAD binding; monooxygenase activity. The record is from RefSeq and is a predicted model, not a curated record. The transcript has 8 exons.